CUCUUCUUCCCAGUCCUCUUCCAGAUCCUGCUGCUGGCGGGUGUCCUGAGCGCCAAGCGCUUUCCCUGCUUUCCUGAGUACUGUCUCCGCGACCAAGACUACGAGGAGCUGCUGGGCAUCGCCCGGGGCGGGCUGGAGCCCGCGGCUCGCCCGGCGCACGUGGUGGUGGUGGGCGCGGGCAUCGGCGGGCUGACGGCGGCCAAGCUGCUGCGGGACGCUGGGCACGAGGUCACCAUUCUGGAAAGGAGCAGCUGGGUCGGGGGGCGCAUCCGGACGCACCGCCCCGAGGGACAGGACUGGUACGUGGAGCUGGGGCCCAUGCGCCUGCCAGGCAAGCACAGGCUCGUCCGCGAGUUCAUCCGCCAGUUCAACCUGCAGCUGAACCCCUUCAUCCAGAGCGACAACAACACCUGGUACUUCCUGAGGGGAGCUCGGGUCCGGGCCGAGGAGGUCGGCAGGAACCCCGACAUCCUGAAUUACACGGUGAGCCCGUCGGAGAGGGGCAAGAGCGCCGUGCAGCUCUACCGACAGGUCCUGGACAAGGCUUUUAAGAAAUUCCAGACCACUGACUGCAGGAAGUAUCUGGCUCAACACGACUCUUUCUCCACCAAGGAAUAUUUGAUCAAGGUGGGGGGGCUGAGCCGAGGAGCUGUGGACAUGAUCGGAGACUUGCUGAAUGAGGACUCGGGGUUUUACCUGUCCUUCCUCGCCUCGCUGUGGGACUUCAGCGUCUUCUCUGACGAGAGCUUUGAUGAAAUCACCGGCGGGUUCGACCAACUGCCCAGAGCCUUCCACAAGGCGCUGCCCAACGUCGUCCGGUUCAACUGCACUGUGGAGAAGAUCAUGGCCAAGGGCGACAAGGUCCGGGUGUUCUUCCGCGCUCCCGACACGCUGGCCCCCACCGUGCUCACGGCGGAUUACGUGCUCGUCACCUCCAGCGCCAAAGCCACGAGGCACAUCCAGUUCCUGCCGCCGCUGUCGCCCGCCAAGGCGCACGCCCUGCGCUCCAUCAACUACGCCAGCGCCUCCAAAAUCAUCCUGGCCUGCUCCGAGAAGUUCUGGGAGAAGGACGGGAUCCGCGGGGGGCACUCGGUCACCGACCGCCCCUCCCGCUUCAUCUACUACCCCAGCCACAACUUCUCCAGCGGCGUGGGCGUCAUCCUGGCCUCCUACACCUGGAACAACGACGCCGAGUUCUUCCUGCCCCUGACGGACGAGAAGUGCCUGGACGUGGUGCUGCAGGACCUGGCGGACAUCCACCAGGUGAGCAAGGAGUACCUGCAGUACACCUGCGACCAGCACGUCGUGCAGAAGUGGCAGCUGGACCGGCACUCGCUGGGGGCGUUCGCCGCCUUCACGCCCUUCCAGUUCGUGGAUUACUCGCGGGCGCUGUUCGAGCCCGAGGGCCGCGUGCACUUCGCGGGGGAACACGCGGCGCAGCCCCACGCGUGGAUCGACACGGCCAUGAAAUCGGCCAUCAGGGCGGCCGGCAACAUCCACCACGACAGCGGCGAGGCGGCGGCCGCGGGAGGGGAGAGCCGGGGGAGGCCGGAGCCGAGGGAAGAGCUCUGAGCGUCCCUAUCGCGGAGGGAAGAGCUCUGAGCAUCUCUCUGCACGGAGGGAAGAGCUCUGAGCGUCUCUCUAACUGAGGGAAGAGCUCUGAGCGUCUCUCUCGCGGAGGGAAGAGCUCUGAGCGUUCCUCUGUGGGGAGGAAGAGCUCUGAGCAUUUCUCUGCAUGGAGGGAAGAGCUCGGAGCGCCUCUCUCACACCGAGGGAAGAGCUCUGAGCAUCUCUCUGCACGGAGGGAAGAGCUCUGAGCGUCCCUCUGUGCGGAGGGAAGAGCUCUGAGCGUCUCUCACACUUUUCGUGGCGUGACUCUGGUUCUUUCCAAGAAAAAAUGGCCGAAUUCAUCAGUAGCAAAAGCGUUAAAGAAUUGGGUGUCUUGGAGCGGGACUGACUGGUUAAACAUGUCCCGGGGAGAGGAGGCAAUAGUAAAUCAGGGUUAUAAAUACUUUAUUUUAAACUCUUACUGCGGGUAGGAGGGAGCACCAACACCAGGCAGUGGGUUCCAGGACUCUGCUGCUCCCCUUGUGCACCGCUGUAAUUCCCGGUUUAUUUGGGUGCAAGGCACUGCACGGCAUGCCUAAGGUGAAAUAAAAGUGGGGAUUCCUGGUUUC
Messenger RNA from Oenanthe melanoleuca, 2177 nucleotides. RefSeq names its product interleukin 4 induced 1 (gene IL4I1). The record is from RefSeq and is a predicted model, not a curated record. The transcript has 6 exons. NCBI's taxonomy places the organism in Eukaryota, Metazoa, Chordata, Aves, Passeriformes, Muscicapidae. Gene Ontology annotation, molecular function: L-amino-acid oxidase activity; polyamine oxidase activity. Gene Ontology annotation, biological process: amino acid catabolic process. The annotation marks the transcript as partial.